Amyelois transitella is the source of this 696-nucleotide messenger RNA. Its product is annotated as actin-binding Rho-activating protein. The record is from RefSeq and is a predicted model, not a curated record. Gene Ontology annotation, biological process: positive regulation of Rho protein signal transduction. Bases 112 to 696 code for a protein of 194 amino acids. Gene Ontology annotation, molecular function: actin binding. The transcript is spliced from 5 exons. NCBI's taxonomy places the organism in Eukaryota, Metazoa, Arthropoda, Insecta, Lepidoptera, Pyralidae.
ACCGUCGCGUACGCACGCAGGCUGACCGCAAGUAAAGCGCGCUAUUUCUGUCUAAUUCCGUUCUUGAAAAGUACAAAGAGCGUUUGUGUUUGUGGCAUUUUCUUUGUGAAGAUGAGCGGAAAUUUCCUGACAAUCCCUGGCGACGACCACAUAACGAGAAGGUCUCGGAGUUCGUCCCUAACAAACUUAAUAUCAGCAUUUGACACACGAGCGCAGACGCACAGCGAUCUACAGAAAGUAACCGCUUUCAGUGGACACUUCGACAAAAAUCACAAACCCACAUUCUCCAAAGAUGAGUACGGCAAACCAAUACCGGGGUCAAUGACCGAGUUCAGAGGAGCAGAAGCCCAAGCCAGAGUUUGUACAGAAAUGAAAGAACUUUGCGGAAUUAUAAACGACUACGGAAAAACACCCUGCAAAAGCCUACUUCCCCCAGAACUUCAAAAUGCAACAAAAGUUAUAUCAUUUGGUGAACUUUUUUCAAUAUACACGGUCAUAUCUGAUAAACUCGUCGGCAUACUACUACGCUCAAGGAAACAUCAACUGACGUAUUUUGAAGGAGAAGUUUUAUUCCAGAAACGAGAUGACGAUGUUCCUAUAUUCCUGCUGCAGCCAAUGCAAGACAUCAGAGCUUACUGCGACAACAGAGCACUGCAAGCCAGAAGAUCAGUUUCACCAAUGCCAGAAAGGAAUUAG